AUGGCGAUCCGCGUCGUUGUGUCACUGCUGAGCGGUCGACAUGUGUCCGUGGAAAUCUCGGCGGACGCGAAGAUCAGCUCUCUGCGAUGCCGGUCCGCCUCUGAGCUAGGCGCCCGGCUAUGUGCGCUGGCCAGCCCAUGGGGAGGACUCCUCCGCGAUGCCGACACUCUCGCCGAGGCUGGGGUCAAGGAUGGCGACACCCUGACGGCCAUCGCUCGGCACACGGACGUGCUGAUGUCUCGUGGUGCCUGCGCCAAGCUCCUCAGUGACGGCUCUGUGGAAACCCGGGGCCGGAAGGACUACGGCGGGGACUCCUCAUCGGUCCAAGAGAGGUUGCGCGACGUGCACCAGCUCCAGGCGACGAAGUACGCAUUUGCAGCGCUGCUUGAGGAUGGCUCCGUGGUGACCUGGGGCCAUCCGCUGCGGGGUGGAGACAGCCGAGCGGUGCAGGAGCAGCUAAAAGGCGUGAAGCAGAUCCAGGCUACGAACUUAGCCUUUGCGGCCAUUUGCUACAACGGCUCUGUGGUAACGUGGGGCGACGACUUCUCCGGCGGCGACAGCUCCUUCCUGCAGGGCGAGCUGCAGAACGUGGAGAAAAUCCAGGCGAACGACUUCUCCUUUGCCGCGAUCCGUUCAGAUGGCUCCGUGGUCACUUGGGGAAGCCUCCACAGCGGCGGUGACUGCAGCGUCGUGCGAGAGGACCUGAGGCACGUGGAGCACGUCCAGUCCUCGGAAGGCGCCUUCGCAGCCAUCUGCGCGAAUGGCUCUGCCGUCGCCUGGGGCAAUCCCCACUUCGGUGGGGACAGCAGCUGCGUCAGGGACGAGCUGACGAACGUGCAUCAAAUCCAAUCCACGGAUGCAGCCUUCGCAGCCAUUCGGGUGGAUGGGUCGGUCGUGACGUGGGGAGAGGGCUUCUCCGGCGGCGAUAGCACGGCCGUGCGGCAAAAGCUCACGGAAGUUCAGAAGAUUCAAGCAAAUGGCUCCGCCUUUGCUGCCAUCCGGGCAGACGGCUCUGUGGUGACAUGGGGCGAGGCAGUGUGUGGCGGAGAUUGCAGCAGCGUGGCGGGGCAGCUGUCCGGCGUGCAGGAGAUUCAGGCCUCCAGCGGGGCCUUCGCAGCCCUGCGCCGGGAUGGCACCGUGGUGUCCUGGGGCCGGCCGGAGUGUGGAGGCUCGGACAUGUUCGCUGCCGUGCUGGCAGACGGGUCAGUGGUGACGUGGAGCAAGAGCCAGUGA
Molecule: messenger RNA, 1233 nt
Organism: Symbiodinium sp. CCMP2592
Lineage: Eukaryota; Dinophyceae; Suessiales; Symbiodiniaceae
Source: the annotation of a GenBank genome assembly